Molecule: messenger RNA, 4232 nt
Organism: Eleginops maclovinus (Patagonian blennie)
Lineage: Eukaryota; Metazoa; Chordata; Actinopteri; Perciformes; Eleginopidae
Product: netrin receptor UNC5D-like
Biological process (GO): axon guidance; netrin-activated signaling pathway
Cellular component (GO): membrane
Molecular function (GO): protein binding; netrin receptor activity
Source: RefSeq, a predicted model, not a curated record
UCGCACCUCCACUCUCACGCAGCAGAGAGCGGACUCGGAGCUCUUUCCCCUUCUCCUCCGCACUGCGAUUCUCUCCUGGCGGACAGUAAGCAGCCCCACACACCUGGACACAGCGACCUCCGGGGCCACGGUACCGGGUCUGGACGUGCCUCACGCAGACGACAAAAGAUGGACAGCCGAGCCCAGUGGCCCCAGACCCGACGGGGAGGGAGACGCGUGCAGUGAUGGGACAGUUUUCGGGAGGAUGCUACCUGAGUUUUGGCAUCCUCGUGCUUCUCGGUUCGCGAGUCCCGGCCACGUUAGCCAGAGGACCCCGAGGGGAAGCCCUGCAGCAUGGGCAGUCUGGGACUCUGCCUCACUUCCUGGAGGAGCCGGUUGAUGCUUAUAUCGUCAAGAGUAACCCCAUCAAGCUCCGGUGUCAAGCUCGGCCUGCUCUUCAGAUCUUCUUCAAGUGCAACGGCGAAUGGGUCCACCAGAGCCAGCACCUGUCUCAGGAACACAUGGACAUGGGGACAGGGCUGAAGAUCCGCGAGGUGAUGAUCAACGUGUCCCGUCAGCAAGUGGAGGACUUCCAUGGCCCAGAGGAUUACUGGUGUCUGUGUGUCGCCUGGAGUCACCUGGGAACCUCCAAGAGCCGCAAGGCGACCGUGCGCAUCGCCUACCUGAGGAAGAACUUUGAGCAGGACCCCCAAGGCACAGAGGUGCCUCUGAAUGGCAUGAUUGUGUUGCACUGUCGUCCCCCAGAGGGAGUGCCUGUGGCUGAGGUUGAAUGGCUAAAAAAUGAAGAAACUCUCAAAUCUGCUGGUGCCAUCGAUACAAGAGGCGACCAUAAUCUCAUCAUAUCCGAAGCCCGACUCUCUGAUUCUGGAAACUAUACCUGCGUUGCCAGCAACAUCGUGGCCAAGAGACGCAGUGCAACAGCCACUGUUGUAGUCUAUGUGAAUGGAGGCUGGUCGUCGUGGACAGACUGGUCUCCCUGUAAUGUGCGAUGUGGACGCGGUGUGCAGAAACGUUCUCGCACUUGCACAAAUCCAGCUCCUCUCAAUGGGGGAGCCUUCUGUGAGGGCAUGUCGGUACAGAAGAGCACCUGCAACACACUGUGUCCAGUUGAUGGCAGCUGGGGCGAGUGGAGCAACUGGUCAGUGUGCAGCGCAGAGUGUGACAGGCAGCGCAGCAGAGAGUGCACAGCUCCGGAGCCUAAACAUGGAGGACGACUGUGUGACGGGGUGGCGCUCGCUACAGACAACUGCACUGGCGGCCUGUGCACACAGAAUCGAAAGUUGCUACACGAUGCUAAGCCACAGGAUGUGGAGAAUAGCAGCGAUGUGGCCUUGUAUUCAGGCCUGGCUGCGGGGGUGGUGACAGUGGUGCUGCUGAUCAUCGCUGUCACUCUUUACCGAAGGAGCCAGAGUGAGUACGGUGUGGAUGUCAUCGACUCCUCCGCCCUCACCGGGGGCUUCCAGUCCUUCAGCUUCAAGACCUCUCGUCAAGCAAACCCUCUGCUAAUUAAUUCAUCCAUGCAACCUGAUCUGACAGUGUCGCGCACCUACACCAGCCCCAUGUGUUUCCAGGACUCCAUUGACAAGGAGCUGAUGGCUGAGCGCUCACUGCUUGACCCAUUGCCUGAUCUCAAGGUCAAAGGGGUGGCAGAAAGGGCAGAGUACCAUGUCAUGUCCCACCCUCAGACAUUUCCACGGGGCCUGGCUCCAGACUACAGAGGGGUUCCAGUUGGGACGACGCUGGGCAGAAGAGGCAAAAAUCUGUUCACUCCACAAGUUUCUCUGAGUCCAAGCAGGCCUCCUCACAAAGCAACUGCAGUGUUUGGUUGUGCUGGAGGCAGGCUGGUGGUGCCUAACACAGGGAUAAGUCUGCUGGUGCCUCAUGGGGGGAUUUCAGAAGACACUACCUGGGAAAUGUACAUGAUCAUCAACCAGGAGGACAGCAGUGCUGUGUCCGAGGAGGGGUCAGAGGUCUUCCUGAGCCCCGCAGUCACGUACGGCCCACCCGGCCUUGACUUGUCCUGCCCCAUAGCCAUGACCAUAGCCCAUUGUGCGGAGGUUGCAGCUGAUAAUUGGACCAUCCGGCUAAAGAGGCAGACGCAGGAAAACAAGUGGGAGGAAGUGAUGUCGGUGGAUGAGGAGAGCACAUCCUGCUACUGUCUGCUGGAGACUCAGAGGUGCCAUUUGCUGUUGGAGCACCCGGGUCGCUACGCCCUGGUGGGGGAGCCGCUGAACCAGAAGGCAGCCAAGCAGCUGAGGUUGGCUGUGUUUGGAAGUCCAGACACCAACAACUCUCUAGGCUUCACCCUCAGGGUCUACUGUGUGGACGACACGCCCCAUGCAUUUCAGGAGGUGGCUGUGGGCGAGCGCAGCAGGGGGGGGCGGCUGCUGGAGGAGCCUAAAAUUAUGCUGUUCAGGGGGAACACGUUCAGCCUCCAGGUGUCCAUCCAGGACGUCCCACAGUUACUCUGGAGCAUCAAGCCUUUCACCACCUGCCAGGAGUUCUCCUUUUCUCAGGUGUGGGCCAGUAACCAGCGUCCCCUGCAGUGUGCCUUCUCUCUGGAGCGAUACAGCCACUCUUCGUCCCAGCUCUCCUGCAAGAUCAGCGUCCGACAGGUCAAAGGCGAGGAGCAGAUCCUCCAGGUGUACACGUCUGUGGUGGAGAAUGAAAAGGGAGUGGUUCCCUUUUUCACUCAGUCAGACUGUACCAUCACCUCUCAGACAGGGUCAAGGGCUUUUAAAAUCCCUCUGUCCAUCCGUCAGCGGAUCAGCGCCACCUUUGACAUUGCUAAUGCCAAGGGGAAGGACUGGCAGCUCUUGGCUCAAAAGCUCCACAUAGACAGGAACCUUUGCUACUUUGCAUGUCAGGAGAGCCCAUCCUCAGUGAUUCUGAGUCUGUGGGAAGCCCAGCACCAGGACUCGGGAGACCUGGACUCUCUGGCCAGCGCCCUUGAAGAAAUCGGCAAGGUCCAGUCCCCGAGGACUGCCACUCAUGGCUGCAGCAGAGAAGAACGGGACUCUGAAUUCACUCCACUUGGGUAGGGCGGGUCUACAGCAGAUCAGAAUAAUGAUGAACCUUUACUGCAUGAACACUGGUGAUCAGGUGUACUAGCUAACCUGUGGUGAGGAAGAGGAGGAGCGCAAAGAGGACAGCAGGGAAACUCAGUUUUGGACUGUUACUAAUGGAACACCUCUGCUGAACCAAAUGGCACACACAGACAGAUGGGAAUGAAGAAUGAAGGGGCGACAAAGAAGGAAAUGAGUGGGGAAGUAUUUGAGUCAUUGAGAGGCACUUUUUAAAACAUUUUUAGACAAGAGUUCUCACAAUCAUCUUUGAUUGAGAAAUGUCUCCUGUUUAAUAUCUGUAUUUAAGGAUUAUGGUGUGUGAAGAGGAUUGUCUGCGUAGGAUGGAGUGUGUUUCAACCAGACCAGUGUUGUGACUUUCCCCGGAUCAGAUGUGCUGGCUCUCGCCCUCAAACAGUCCUCUAGGCUGUCAAAAUGUUUAGUGUAAUGUCAUUUUGUUGUCAUUCAUUUAUCAUAUCUCCUAAUGCUUCUUUUCCUUUUCAACAACGUGUCUGUGAUUAGAAUGCUGGAGUGAGAGGAGGAAACAGAAAGUAAGGGAUGCUAGAUAUAUUUAUUUUGUCAGAUCUUUGGUCAGAAAUACUGACUACGAUUAGCAUUUAAAAUGUUCUGAUGAUGUCCACAUGCUGAAAAACAAUGUAAGGCUUUAGGAGAAGAUAACAAUUAUUUUUAAAGACGCCCACAUGUAGAACAUGUUCAAGUACACUUGCAUAACACAACUUCAAAGCAAAGGCUGCAGAAGAGGAUCAUUUAUCCCAAUGUAUAAUGCAAUGCAGCCAGAGGUGCACCACAUCCCAUAAUGUCUACUGAUCGACUUUUGGUUCUUUUGUUGGAAAAUGAAUGUCUCUCUGCGUAAUAGGGGAUUUCAUACCAGUCAAACAUUGUGAACAUUACAUAUACUGCAACGUGUUGAUGCUGGUUAAGUGGUGUGUGCUUUCAAGACCCUCUGGGACUUUUUUUUUUGUAUCUAAUUUUUGACUUUUGGUGUGUGGCUUGAUUUGAGCUGCCAUUUUUUGGAUUAUCUGGAAAAUACCUGGAGAUCAUUAUUUGGAGACAUGCCGCCGACUCUCACUCCCACUUCCUUCUCUUCUCUUCCCCAGUCAGAGUUGCUCCACCUGCCCCUAAAACAUGAUAAAGUGACUUUGUGUUGAA